AUGAGUGGAGCAAAGCUAUUUGGCUCCUUCCUAAAUGAUCUGGGAUUGUAGCUGAAUUUGAGGAGAUACCUGGUUAUUCAGACCAGCAAAAAGCUAAGCAACUUGCAAAUACUUUCAAAAGGAUCUCUACAAAAUAGGUAGAUAAACUGUCCUGGGAAAAAUUGCAUUGACCAUGAAUGUUCAGUGCCAAAUGAGAACUCAGUAAUGAAGAAAUGCCAUGCUAGAAAACAAUGCUAUUUUACUGGAUUAUUCUGCUAUUAAUGAAAAGUGCAGAAUCCAGAGAGUUUAACAUUACAGGAUGUCUUCAAAAACCCAGUGAUGUGAGGUAUCAAGCCAUUAGUGACCAGAAAUUUGUUGUAUCCUGUGACUUACCAUCUGAGGACCCCACCGUGAUCUUCAACUCUUCUCAUCUCUAUGAAAGCCAGGUGCAGUGGUUCUGGCAACCAAGUGAUGGAGGAGAUGAAACAGUCUUCAAAAAUGCAACCAGCAAUCCUACUCUUAGGGGGAAUGCCCUUUGGUUUGAUCCUCUUGAAGUUCAACAUUCUGGCACAUAUGUCUGCAUCAAUAGGGAAAAGAUAUCACCAUGCAUCAAUAUUUUUAUAGUUGUUGGAACAAAAGAGGUGGUCAAUUGCUCAGGUAAAAGCGUGAAUGAGAAAUAUCUAUUUAUUUCUCAAGGAACAUCUAUUUCUUGCCCAGGAAAAGAUUGUUACCAUAAUUUUCAGCAUUCAUCAGUUAAAUGGUACAAGAAUGGAAGAAAAAUAAAUCAUGAUAAGAUCAAAAGACCUGACCUACAGUUAAAGGAAGAUAAACUGAUAUUACCUACAGUCUAUGACAAAGAUAAUGGUACUUACGUGUGUGAUUACACACUGGUUGAUAACAAUGUUCAGUGGCAAGUGAGAACAAUAGUUGAUGUCAUUAUUAUCGCGAAAGACACUCUGAAUCCUCCUACAGUUUUGUAUCCCAGCGGUGUGACAAUCCUGGAAGUAGAACUUGGACAAUAUGUUGAGCUUGAGUGCAAAGCCAAGUUUGGAUUUGAAAUGAAUGCCUCAUCUUCAAUACAGUGGUACAUAGAAACUAGUGAAAAUAAGGUACUAGCGUCUAAAAAAAGGGUUCAUCCAAAGGGACUAGAAGGCCAAAUCUUUAAUAAUGUUUUCACCCUGAUGGAAAUAAGGGAAGAAGAUUUAAGAUGCCAUUUCAUUUGCUUGGCUCAAAACUCCAUUGGCUACUCCACUGGCAUGUUCAGGCUUGAGAGAAAAACAGAAAGAGGUAUCUAUUUCCUUCUGGUUUUGUGCUGUACCAUCACAACACUUCUUGGAAUCAUUUUGGGAAGUACACUGGCUUACUGGCGCUGGAUUGAUCUAGUGCUUCUUUAUCGGUAUUACCUGGCCAAAGAUGAAACCAUAGGGGAUUGCAAGGAAUAUGAUGCAUUUGUAUCCUAUGCAAAGCCAGAUUCUUCUCUGGUAGAUAAAGCACUGUGCAAUGAGGAACAUUUUGCCUUGGAGUUUCUUCCUCAGAUUUUAGAAAAUGAAUAUGGCUAUACGCUGUGUCUUAAGGAAAGGAACAUUCUUCCAGGAGGAGCAUACACUGACGACAUUGUAAAUGCUCUCCGAAGGAGUAGGCGGGCUAUAAUGGUGCUGAGUCCCAGAUAUUUCAAAAAUACAGAGUCCCUCUUUGAACUUGAAGCAGCGGUUAGCACUGUGCUGGAUGAUAAAACCAUCAAACUCAUCCUAAUUCAGUUUGAGCCUUUCCAGGAGCCACAAUUAUUACCUCAGAAAGUGAAGAAAGUUCUCAAGAUUUUGCCCAGGAUUACUUGGGAAGCAUCUACUUCUUCUACUUCUAAUAAGCUAUUCUCAAAAAAACUGUGGUAUUGCAUGCCAGUUAAACAUACCAUAAGAGCUAAAGCCAGGAAGGCUAUGGGACAAUGGAUGUAAAAAUAUUUUUUUCCUAAAUAAUUCAGGAGGCAUUGCCAGUUUGAAUAGACAACACUAGACUGAGUGAAUGGUGAAGAUCAGUAUCACAGUUUCAAAGGUUAUUGUUUUGAUUGUAAAAUCCAUAAUCUCUGCCCAAACAACAUGGACAGUUAGGUAAGAUGUGUUGGUUAGGGAUCCUGGGUCAAACAAUAACAAUGAAUACUUUUGCUCACCACAGAGAAACUUUGCAGGUUAAAGUUUGAUUAUCUUUCAUGUAUCAAUAGUAAUAUAAAAUUCUUAUUGAAAUAUUACAAGUAUUUUGUACUGUGAAAAGCAGUUAGUAUAUUUAUAAGCGGUGUUUAUAUAUAUACUGGCCUUAUGCAAAUUUAUUAUUCCUAUAUUUGUUGUUGUUGGAGAAGUAGUGUUGUGUUUUGUAUUGUUUUGUGAGGUUGUGUUUUGAACUUUUACAUAUUUCAAUUAUGUGCCUUCAAUUGUUUGAAACAGUAACAACAAUUGUUUUUAUUGAAUAUUAAAUAUAUUUAUAUCAUAUCAUAGUUGUGCUAUUAUAGGAUAUUUAUUUUAAAAAUAAAAUCUACAUUUAUUUUGCUUUUAUCCUACCUUGUGUUUUCUG
Messenger RNA from Anolis sagrei ordinatus, 2541 nucleotides. RefSeq names its product interleukin 18 receptor accessory protein (gene IL18RAP). Gene Ontology annotation, molecular function: interleukin-18 receptor activity. Gene Ontology annotation, biological process: interleukin-18-mediated signaling pathway. The record is from RefSeq and is a predicted model, not a curated record. Lineage: Eukaryota; Metazoa; Chordata; Lepidosauria; Squamata; Anolidae.